Molecule: messenger RNA, 985 nt
Organism: Fomitopsis serialis
Lineage: Eukaryota; Fungi; Basidiomycota; Agaricomycetes; Polyporales; Fomitopsidaceae
Exons: 6
Coding region: 96-833 (245 amino acids)
Source: RefSeq, a predicted model, not a curated record
GUCCUCUUACCUCUUUGACUUUGUUGUCGCGACACUCACCAGCCCAGUCGGCCACGUCAUAUCCUCGCUCGCUCGCUCGUCCUCUCAUCACAACGAUGGCUUCCGAAACAUCCGCAAGUAGCUGCUCGAUUCACGUCUACUAUCGUCUUGACGGUAGUAGAGUUGCCUAUUUGAGGAGUGCGGCUGACAAGACGCGAAACUACUACGACCGAUUCCUCAGGCACGACUUGCGAUACUUGGGAUUCCGCGAUGCCCAAGAAACGUUACUACAGAGGGGCGUCGAGGGCAAGAUCGAGUGCAGAUGGCAUCCACAAGACGACGAGGACGACGUCGAGGUCAUCCGGGAGCAAGUUCACUUUCUUCAACAACCGGAUGCAGCGCGGAUGAUGGAGCUCUUGGAAAUUUGCAUGUGUAGCUCGAGGAUCGAGACGGUGCCAUCGCCCGCGUCUGUGGAUCCGCCCGUGACCCAAGCUUCCGCACCAAACCAACAGUCGGCAACGCUCACUGCAAGUACUCAAGUCGAUCACACUCCGUCAACCUACAUCAAGAGAGGACAACAGGACGACCGGGCCAUAGAAACGCGUCACAGCACAUCCCAAGCUACCGUCGACGCACCAACAGAACGAGAUCUUCUUGAACUCAGGGAUCUUCUCGAGCGACACCGAGCUUGCGAAGUCCUUCACAAGACCCAGAAUACCAAGCUCCAGGCUGAGUAUCGGUGUCUACAAGGAGAGGAGCGUCGGGCGACAGAGGAGCACAGGCGCUUGCGCCGGAUGUCGGAGGGCCACUCCAAUAGGGGCGCACACAGUGUAGGAAAGACAGCGCGACGAUAGUGGGACAGCACUCGAGUUGCAUUAGGUCGCCCAAAUUCUGCUCAGUUCGUCAUGGCCGCUGACAUCGCAUCUCGGCCCUCUUCGGUAAGAUAGAGUGUAGAGGUAUUUUGUCUUGAAAUAGAUUGUCAGCUGGAAAUGCUUGCCCACUCGCG